Aspergillus nomiae NRRL 13137 is the source of this 15057-nucleotide messenger RNA. It is a transcript of the gene tom1, whose product is annotated as E3 ubiquitin-protein ligase TOM1. Lineage: Eukaryota; Fungi; Ascomycota; Eurotiomycetes; Eurotiales; Aspergillaceae. Gene Ontology annotation, biological process: proteasome-mediated ubiquitin-dependent protein catabolic process; positive regulation of protein catabolic process; protein polyubiquitination. The record is from RefSeq and is a predicted model, not a curated record. The coding region runs from base 1 to 15057 and encodes 5018 amino acids. The transcript is spliced from 14 exons. Gene Ontology annotation, molecular function: heme binding; oxidoreductase activity, acting on paired donors, with incorporation or reduction of molecular oxygen; peroxidase activity.
AUGACAGAGAGUGAGAGUGGUGGUGUGGUCAAUGGGCUAGGAAAGACUGUUUCUCAACUUGAAAAGGUUGUGUCAGCAUCACUACGGCCGUUGCCCACCGAAACAGGGGAUGGAUCAUAUGUGAAAGACUCAAGUAACACGGGAAUUGUCAGGGAUCUGGGCCGUAUGGAUCUCGGCGAUGUCAAGACGAUCGUGGAACUCACCAAAAAUGCUGCCACGGGAGAGCCUCUCAAUGAUAAGCAAUAUAUCAUGGAGCGAUUGAUCCAGCUUACCUCUGCACUUCCUUCCACCUCUCGAGUUGGAAAAGAGUUGACAAAUGCCUUCCUCAACCAGCUGUGGAAAGAUCUGGAACACCCCCCGGUUUCUUACCUUGGCCGCGAAUACUCGUAUCGAGAAGCAGAUGGCUCAGGCAAUAACGUUUUGUGGCCUCAUAUCGGCGCUGCCGGCUCUCAUUACGCGAGAUCGGUUCGGCCAAAGACAUUGCAAUCUCCUGCGCUCCCGGAUCCAGAAACACUGUUCGAUUCGCUUUUGGCACGCAAAGAUUUUAAGGAACAUCCAAACAAGAUUUCUAGUAUUCUGUUCUACAUUGCAUCUAUUAUUAUCCAUGACCUAUUUCAAACGGACCGCAACGACAGCACAAUUUCUUUAACAUCUUCAUAUCUCGACCUUUCGCCACUGUAUGGAAAUAACCAAGACGAGCAAAACCUUGUCAGAACCUUCAAGGAUGGAAAGCUCAAGCCGGACUGUUUCUCUACCAAGCGUGUACUGGGGUUUCCUCCGGGUAUUGGCGUAAUCUUGAUCAUGUUUAACCGAUUUCACAACCACGUCGUCGAACAGCUGGCCGCAAUUAACGAAGGCGGCCGGUUCACAAAGCCGGAUGAGUCGAACACCAAAGAAUAUGCAAGAUAUGAUAACGAUCUGUUCCAAACCGGUCGGCUAGUAACCUGCGGCCUCUAUGUCAACAUAAUACUCAAAGACUACGUGCGAACGAUCUUGAAUAUUAAUCGAACUGACAGCCUUUGGAGCUUGGACCCCCGUGCUGAAAUGAAGGAUGGAUUACUUGGCGAAGCAGCAGCUCAGGCUACCGGUAACCAAGUCUCGGCUGAAUUCAACCUUGUGUACAGAUGGCAUUCUUGCAUUUCUCAACGUGACGAGAAGUGGACGGAAGAUUUGUACAAAGAUAUGUUUCCUGGAAGGGAUCCGAACAGUGUCUCCUUGCAGGAGUUUGUACGAGGUCUCGGAAAGUGGGAGGCAAACCUUCCAGAGCAACCCCAGGAUCGUCCGUUUGCAGGCUUACAGCGCAAGCCUGAUGGAUCCUUUGACGAUGACUCUCUCGUCAAAAUCUUUGAGGACAGCGUUGAGGACUGCGUAGGCGCAUUUGGUGCAUCUAACGUUCCAACGAUCUUCAGAAGUAUUGAAGCGUUGGGGAUUAAACAAGCUCGCUCCUGGAAUUUGGCUACCUUGAACGAAUUCCGGAACUACUUUAACCUGACCCCCUACAAAACUUUUAAGGAGAUCAAUCCUGACCCUUACAUAUCUGAGCAGCUCAAGCGACUAUAUGAUCACCCAGACAAUGUGGAGAUCUACCCUGGUGUUAUCGUCGAGGAUACAAAGGAAGCCGUGGUCCCUGGAAGUGGCUUGUGUACCAAUUUCACAAUUUCAAGGGCCAUUCUCUCCGACGCAGUUGCCUUGGUCCGAGGCGAUCGCUUCUACACAGUCGAUUUCACUCCAAGGCAUCUUACAAACUGGGCCUUUAGCGAGAUUGAACCUAAGGACUCAGUCGAUCAAGGCCAUGUAUUCUAUAAGCUUGUGUUGCGAGCAUUUCCGAACCAUUUCAAGGGAAACUCGAUCUACGCACAUCUCCCUCUGGUUAUUCCAUCUGAAAACAAGAAGAUACUGACAAAACUUGGGUUUGCUGAGAAGUAUAACUGGGACAAGCCUGGCUACACUCCCCCACCCCAGUUCAUUCACUCUCAUUCGGCUUGCAUGUCAAUAUUGUCUGAUCCAGAGGCAUUCAAGGUCACAUGGGGCUCAAAGAUCGAAUUCUUGAUGCACCGUGGAAAACAGCCUUUUGGCAGGGACUUUAUGUUGUCUGGGGAUAGGCCUCCAAAUGCCGCAUCGCGCAAGAUGAUGGGAGCUGCUUUGUACCGAAAGAGAUGGGAGAAUGAAAUCAAAUCAUUCUAUGAGGACAUAACUCUGAAGCUUCUGCACAGAAAUUCUUACAAGAUUGCUGGGAUCAAUCAAGUUGACAUUGUACGAGACGUUGCAAAUCCUGCUCAGGUUCAUUUCUGCGCAAAUGUUUUUUCAUUGCCUUUGAAGACUGAAUCUAACCCCCGGGGAGUCUUCACGGAAACCGAACUCUACCAGAUCAUGGCUGUUGUUUUCACCUCAAUUUUCUACGAUGCGGAUCCUGCGAACUCAUUUGAACUUAACCAAGCUGCCCGGGAAGUGACGCAGCAGCUCGGGCAGUUGGCAAUGGCCAAUGUCGAGCUUGUUAACAACACUGGGUUCAUUGCGAACUUGGUGAGUAGUUUACACCGACAUGACGUGCUCAGUGAAUACGGUGUCCACAUGAUCCAACGCCUCCUUGCCAGCGGCCUGCCAGCGGAUGAGAUUGUAUGGACUCAUAUUCUGCCAACUGCUGGGGGCAUGGUGGCAAACCAAGCGCAGCUUUUUUCACAAUGUCUUGACUAUUACCUUUCGGAAGAAGGGUCAGUCCAUUUGCCUGAUAUUAAACGGCUGGCAAAGGUUGACACACCGGAAACCGACGAAUUGCUGUUAAGAUACUUCAUGGAAGGCGCCCGCUUACGGUCGUCCGUGGGACUGCCUCGGAUGGUGGUCAAGCCCACUGUCGUUGAAGACAACGGUAAGAAGCUAAAUUUCAAGGCAGGGCAACACAUCCUCUGCAACCUGGUUUCCGCUUCCAUGGACCCGGCAAGUUUUCCAGAGCCUGAAAAGGUCAGACUUGAUCGCGAUAUGGAUCUCUACGCUCAUUUUGGUUUUGGUUCACAUCAGUGCUUAGGUAUUGGGCUUUGUAAGUUAGCGCUUACCACCAUGCUCAAGGUCAUCGGACGCUUGGAUAAUCUGCGCCGUGCCCCAGGGCCUCAGGGGCAGCUGAAAAGGCUGUCUGGGCCUGGUGGAAUUGCAAAGUAUAUGACUCCAGACCAAAGCGGAUUUUCUCCCUUCCCAACUAGCAUGAAGAUUCAGUGGGAUGAUCUUGCUACUGCCAAUGAAAAAUAUGGUCUAAAUAAUGGCCCUCAAACCAAGCCAUUCAGCAGACAUGUCCUGGCGGACUCCUAUGCAAGUGAUGACAGCAAAUCAAACUCGGAGGAUAUCGACGCUAAGUUGACCGCUCUUGGCUAUGGUGUAGAGGGUGACAGAGAGCUCUUGGAAGCAAUUCUCGACUUUUCCAGGUUACUGUUGGAUAAGUGCGGUAAUCGCAGCUUGUAUAGCAGCAGUGAACGGCUAGGGGAACUUCUGAAUACCACGUCACUUUGUCUUCUCCAGUCUACCCUUCGUUUGUCACUCUCUUUGGCUCAAAGAUAUCAUUCUCGCCAGCGGGGUAGUACCCACCUCCAACAGAGCCUCCUGGCAGCCCACUUUAACAUUGAUUUGGAAAAACUGCAAAAGAUUGCUGCGCCUUUCCCGCGCCCUUCCGUAUUGAACAAGACACCUGUAUCUCCUCCUGUUGGCGUUAAGGGCAAGGAGAAAGGUUCCCAAAUCAAGCACGAUGCCAACGACCUGGCUACCCUUGUGCGCGAAAGUGAUGGCUGGGAAGAGUGGGGUCAUGUGCAUCUGCUUUAUUAUCCUUCUGGCACUUCAGACCAGGCCAAGCCACCAUCGGAGGUUGUACAUGGUGGGCUACCGACGCAGACUCCUACCACGCCAACACCUCUGCGUAGAAGUCAUACCCACCCCACGCCUCGUUUGAGCCGCACCUCGAUCAUGGAGGAUUCUCCUGGCUCUGCUGUGAAUACUCCCUCAGGAAAACUGGAAGAAGCGACAAGGGGCGGAAAGGUCCUUGAUAUUCCAUACUCAAGCAUCUCUUCGUCGACACCCGAUAGUCUUGUUGCAUCGCACGUGGAAGAGUUGCCUGACGACUCCAAAUAUGAGCUGCUCCACAGAAUUCGGAUUGCCCAGGGACUGGCAACAUCUCCUUCUAGCCGCGAACAGAUUCUUGCCAUCAGGUUGCUUGCUAUCACCAACUUGGCUUACGUAUAUCCUGAGUCGCUAUUUCAACAGAAGAUCCUCCAGUACGAUAUGGAACAGCCGAAACGUUUGCAGCUGGCUUAUCAACUGGGCGAGCUGGUUCAUCUGGGCGCAAGUGGUGAUCUUCCAGUCUCUCGAAGUGUACAAACAUUGGUACUCCAGACUCUUGACUCUUUGGCCAAACACAAAUCACGAGCAAUCGACGUCUGUGCUGCAUUAAGUGUUAAUGUAAACCAUGGUGUUCUCAUGUUCCUGACCCGGAAGGCUGUCAAUGAAUUAGGCUCAGAAGACAGUAGGACGGAUGAUGGCAGUGAGGAUGAGUGGCGGGAUGCGUUACUUGCUCUUUUGCGAACGCUUCCUGGCUCAAGCACGAGGACACCCGAGACCCUUGUUUCUGCUGGCUUAAUUCCCAUGUUCGUUGAUGUUUUGAACCUCCGAACUGAGAAGGCUCGUCGUGUUUAUUCUCGAAUUAUGGAAUUCCUCGAUACCUUUGUCCAUGCAGUUCGUGAUGCGCUUGGGACUCUCACAGCAGCCAAGGGGUUUGACGCAAUUUCGGAUUUGAUCGAUUUUGAAACCAAAACUUCCUUCGAGAAUGUAUCCCGCGGCGCAGGAAUUCCUUCUCAUCACAAGACCCCGUCAAUUGAUUACCAGAUCCCGUAUUUUCAGCAGCAGACACUCAGGUGGAUGUUCCGGUUUGUCAAUCAUAUUAUGCAGCAUAACGGCGGUGGUUUUGAUCGUGUUCUUCGGAAUUUGAUUGACUCACCUCAACUGCUGACGUCCCUUCGUUUGGUCUUUGAAAACGCCCGUGUCUUUGGGUCUCAUGUCUGGAGCAACGCAGUCAAUAUUCUUAGUAGUUUCAUUCACAACGAGCCCACUAGUUAUGCAGUCAUUGCUGAGGCUGGUUUGAGCAAGAGCUUUCUACAAGCUGUCACGCACAGUGAGAUAAAAGCACAAGAGAAGUUGCCUGUUGAUACGGAGGGUGCUGAAGUUGAAGGGGAAUCAUCCGCUAGACUGUCCGAGGUCGACACUAGCCAGUCGGGCAGUGUGCCUCAGAAGACCCGUGAGUAUGAGCUGGCAAGGUCGAAGGAUGCAAAGUUAGCCUUAGGUAUCAUGCCCGCAGCGGAAGCUUUAUCAUGCAUUCCAUCGGCUUUUGGAGCAAUCUGUCUUAACUCAUCUGGACUUGAACUCUUUCAGUCAUCCCAUGCUCUGGAAAGCUUUUUCGAGAUCUUCGAAAAUCCCGAGCAUGUGAAAUGCCUGAAAGAUGAUCCCAAUCUCGUACGUUCGCUAGGAACCACGUUUGAUGAGUUAGUACGGCAUCAUCCUGCGCUGAAGUCAACAAUCAUGGCUGCCGUCAUUGUGAUGGUCGCACGAGUUGGCUUUCUAUGCAGGAGUAAGGCUUGGUCGGAUGGCAUGGGAUCCAAGCUGUGGACAGAUAACACCCUGGGAAAGCCAGUGCUUUCUGGACCAGCAUAUCAUCUGUUUCGAAAGAUUGGUGGCACGAGAGUCGCUGGGGACAUUGCACCGUCGGAUCUUGGUAUUCGGGAGAUCAAAUCUGGGGCACUACCAGACGGUGGCAUCAUGAAAACCGGCGAUUUAAGCCUUGUUCUCCCUGCCUCUAAUACCGACAUCGAACCGAAGGACGUAGACUCUACAGGUCUCACUGUUACGGACUACCUUUACCCCGUAUUGCGAUUCUUAGGUGCUUUCUUUGAAAACCAAUCGAAUUGCACCUACUUUAUCGAAUGUGGUGGCGUGGAGUUCGUUUUGGAUAUUGCAACUCUGCAAAGUCUCCCAUUUGAUUUCCAUAACACUGAUGCUAACCAGGAGCUCACUGUUUUGGUGCAUAUGUUGGCGGAAACGAAGCCUCACCUUGUCUUGCCCGGGCUUGUUGAUCGCGCAGAGCAGAUUGUGGAACAACUAUCUGAGUUCUGGCGUCUGUCGGGACCCCGGGAAUCAGGUUUCUUCACCCCUCUGAUCAAGCCACCUCUUGAGAAAGAGCCCAAGGAACAAGACGACAAAUCCUGGGAACUCGCAAGAGAUAAUGGGACAUACUUUGCUAAGAAUAUGGUGGCUGCACUUAUCUUAACGGAUCUUCUUCGCGAAGUUUACUCCAUGCCAUUAUAUCAGACCCGACCCAGCCAGCAGACUUCUGCAUUUGCACAAGUCAAUCUAGCCGAUCGUUAUUGUUCUCUUAUUGGACGACUCGGAGGUUUGCAUGCGGCUUGUGUGUGGGAGGAAAUUCUUCUAGAGAAGAAUAUACCUGACACCUGGGACCAGGCAACGAAAGUGCAACUAACUGGCCUGGGUUCAGAAAAACCUAAUGAAUCUUCGGGAGCCGUGAAUGCAGAAACAAGCUCAGCUGUGCCUGCGCCUCUUCGCGAAGGUUCGACUACGAGUGAGCCUGUUCAACCAGGUGUCGCUCAGGAGCCCAGAGGAGAUACCUCUAACCCCCCCGAAAAUAGUGUAGCUUUUAAGAAUGUCCAAGCGCUUCGCUACCUUCUUAGCUCCUUGCCUUCCUCAAUAACGGGCUUCUUCCACAAUCUGGGCCUCGGUCUUAUUGGGAAGCGGCGGAUAGAUCUCUACCAGAAGCAGAAUGCAACUUCGGUGGCUGAGGCCAUUGCGGGCGCUGUGCUCGAGCAACUCCAAUUCGCGCCCCCGAACACUAGUGGUAACCACAAGCUCCGAUUUGCUUACCUCAUUGUUAUCCUUUCCUCAUUCUCGCAUUUGCUUUACGAAGCUACUGCAGAUCGCCCGCAUUCUCAUUACCUCACUCUCGUCCUCUUUGCGUUCAAACGCAUUCAUGGUUUGAAAGCUAUGAAAGAUAUCUGCGACGUCUUUGUGCGUGAGGUCAAGACUCUCACACCUCCCGAGUCGGUGCCUGACUCUGAGAAGGACGUGUCAGCUCGACUUACUUCUGCUUAUGGAGGUAUUAAGAUUAUACUUAGCUUUUUCUCUGAGCUCGCCUCGGGCAAGAAUAUUGUCGAGUCUAGCCAAACGCAAGCCAUGACGGGCAGUGACCGGGAGCGGGACCGUCCCGACUACUUCCAACCAGGCCAAUUCCUGGUUGACCUUCGGAUGGAGAUAUUGCCGAUGGCUCGGGACUUGUGGAAUUCCGAUUUUGCUACCCAGUCUUCAAGUUCCGUUAUCAAGUGCUUGGUGGAUAUUUUGCGCUCAUCGCUAGACGGCGAAUAUGAAACUGGGGCCGCCCAGCGCUCUAAUCUACCACCCGCAUUGACUGAGGUGUCUAGGAGAAAACUAGUUAUCAACAGGGAUCGUGUUGCCGCUUUGCAGGCAAAAGAUUUCGAUCUAGAAGUUGUAAAGGAGGCCCUGUACCGCUGCAACAACCAGUAUGCCCCAGCCGAAGAAUACUGCAAGGCACAAGACUGGUUACUACCUGCUCCGAGAAUACCACCACCUCCCAACGACAUUGAGUCUGUUCGAACAUCAGAUGGUGAAACUUCCGAAGAGCCGGCCGGUGGAGACGCCUCGUCUUUCGACAGUCGGUUCCUCGACCGUUCGACACUUGCAAUGCUUAUAGCGCAAGCUUCUGGCCGAUCGGAUGACAUUCCUCGCCAAGAACAAGGCCAGGGUGGCCCAGUCGAAACCGAAGUCAGACAUGGCUCUGAAUUCCUAGCUCGAGCGUUGAGUCAUAUUCUUAAUGAUGACCAUAGCGCAGUCGACAGUGACCGAGAGGACACCCACCCAUCCUCUGAGCAGCGAACGGAACAAUCGACAAGACGACGCGAAGUUACCACGGUCGAAGAUUUAGACAGGGAGCGCGAGAAGGUCCGGGCGAAUUUGAUUGAGCGCUGCCUAGAUGUCCUAAAUGAGCACCAUGACGUGUCCUUCGAAUUGGCUGACCUGAUCGCUUCUGCGACGAAGAAGCACCGUGACCCUGAAAGCUUCCGGAAGGAGGUUGGAGAGAUCCUUGUUCAAUCUCUUGUUUCAUUGCAAAUGGAGAACUUCCAAGCAGCUGGAAAGAAGGUGGCUGCUUAUGCCCAUCUCCUCGCGCUAGUAGUCCAAGACAGAGACAUGUAUAACGCUACACUGGAGGAACUGAAAGAGUGUUUCACUACAUUCCUCGGGUUUAUCUCUGUGCCUUCCGAGAAGUCUUCGGAUGAGUCCUUCCCAUGGAUCGGGCAUGUUCUACUGGUCCUGGAGAAAUUGCUCUCUGACGACGCCCAACCUCCUCAGAUUCGAUGGAACAUGCCUGAUAAUGAUAACCCAGGUGUGGAAGAUGAUGCUCCCGCUCAGUUAGACGAGCCUCUUAUUUCCAAUGAACAGAAGACGCAGCUUUUUGAGGCUCUUGUCGAAAUUCUUCCUAGAGUUGGAAAGGAUGACACCUUGGCACUCUCUGUUUGUCGGGUUCUUGUUAUACUUACUCGGAAUCGCAGCAUUGCAACCCGCCUAGGCGAAAAGCGCAGCUUGCAGCGCCUUUUUGUCAUGAUGAAGCAGCUUUCAAGCACCACAAAUGAAAAGCUCCAGGGUGCAUUCAUGUUGAUUUUGAGACACAUUGUGGAAGACGAGGACACCAUUAGACAGAUAAUGAGAAGUGAGAUUGUCGCGAAUUUUGAAUCGAAAUCUUCUCGCCAGAUCGACACGACCGGUUAUGUGCGGCAGAUGUAUCACCUCGUCCUUAGGUCACCGGAACUGUUCGUGGAAGUCUCCAACGAAAAACUGAAGCUGCAGCGAUACGAUAGCCGGCAACGCCCACAGGUUCUCACCUUGAAGUCUGACAAGAAUACUGGCUCCUCAGACAAAGAAGCGGCCCAGGACAUUACAGAAAACACGAUGGAUGGUAGCCAGACUUCAGCCGAUGCUCAGCCAGAGGAUAAAGACAAAGGCAAAGGGCCAGAGUUGAGGCCGCCUGUUGUAGAGAAUCCUGAUGGCGUCAUCCACUACCUGCUUUCGGAGCUUCUAUCCUACAAGGAUGUAGACGACAAGGAGCCUUCGACAGAGGCUACGGAAGCAUCUGCGCCUGAACAAUCAGAAGCCCAAACUGAUGUGGAAAUGGCGACUGAUGAACCUUCACCCUCUGUUUCUACCACUGACUUGCAUGCUACACGUAAUACUAAGAAAGCAGAGAAACCGUCCUUCAAAGCAGAUGACCACCCGAUCUAUAUAUACCGCUGCUUCCUCCUUCAAUGCUUGACUGAGCUUCUUUCGUCGUAUAACCGCACGAAGGUGGAGUUUAUCAACUUCUCUCGCAAAGCAGAUCCGCUUGCAACUACUCCUUCCAAGCCUCGAGCGGGUAUUUUGAAUUACCUACUGAAUGCUCUUGUCCCAAUUGGUACCAUGGAGCAUGAUGAGUCUGUUGCGUUCAAGAAGCGCGCCAACACAUCGGCUUGGACGAUGCGUGUGCUUGUAGCGUUGUGCACGAAGACCGGUGAGUUUGGCGGGACUGGCAGACGCCGAAGCGAGCAAAACUCGAAUGAAGAAGAUGAGCCCGAGCUUGCCUUUGUGCGGAGGUUCGUUCUAGAGCAUGCACUGCGAGCAUACAAAGAGGCAAAUGCGUCAAACGAGCCUUUGGAUGCCAAGUAUUCUAGAUUGAUGUCACUGGCCGAUUUAUUUGACAAAAUGCUUAGUGGUUAUGCUUUCGUUUCCGGAGAUACUGCAUUCCCAUCCUCGACUAGGCAGCUUGCAAAAACGAUGUUUGAAAAGAAUUUCAUCGCCGCUCUUACAUCCUCGGUCGCUGAGAUCGAUCUGAAUUUCCCUGCAUCUAAACGGGUCAUCAAGUACAUACUGCGUCCCCUUAACAAACUUACGCAAACGGCAGUGAUCUUGAGUGAGACGUCCGACAUCUCUACUCUCGGAGAAACAGAGGAAGAUGAAAUAUCCUCUGCCACCUCAGUUUCUGACCUGGAAGAUGACCGUGAAGAGACCCCUGACCUUUUCCGCCAUUCCACCCUGGGUAUGUUAGAGCCUCGCCAUGAAGAAGAAACUAGCUCCGAAGAAUCGGAUGAAGAAGAUGAUGGGAUGUAUGACGAUGAAUACGAAGACGAAAUGGAUUAUGAAGAAGACUUGCCCGAAGAUGAUGGCGAAGUCGUAAGCGACGAAGAAGACGAGAUUGAAGGUGUUGGUCCCAUUGAGGGCCUUCCUGGCGAUUCCGGCAUGGACAUUGAGGUUGUCAUUGAUGAUGAUGACGAUGAUGAUGACGAGGAUGAUGACGAAGAUGAAGAUGACUCCGAUAUGGAGGACGACGAGAUCCUCGCCGGAGAGAUAACAGGGGACCAAGACAACGAGAGUUUAGAGGAAGGUGAUGAUGAUGAAUGGGAGAGCGAAGAGAUGUCCGAAGAUGAUGAGGAGGCUGAAAUCAUGAAUCAGUUCGAGGACGAACUGGCUGGAAUUAGACAAGCGGAUCAGCGUGAUGAAGGACAAAGAUUUGAUGAUUUGUUCCGGGUACUCAAUGAAGCUGCCGGAGGUGUUGAGGAUCUUCAGGCUCCUGACAGUCUUGAUGACAUUGUUGAUGAUGACUUGAAUGAUGAUGAUGAAGAUGAGGAAAUCGAUGAGCUUGAGGAGGAACUUGAAGAUGCCGACGAAGAUCAAGGAUCUUAUCAAGGCUUUGACGAUGAUGAAGACCUCAUUGAACCAUGGGGCUGGGAUGGCGAUGAGCCUCCACUACCCCGUGGACAUCAUCAUCACCGCUACCGUGGUCAGCCAGGAUGGGCUGCGGUUACAGGCAUAAUGCCCAGUAGCGGCCGGCAUGGAAUCGUUCCUAUUCAACCCUACCGAUUCCACCGAACUCAGAUCCCUGCCCGUGGUAAUGACGAUGGGACAAACCCUCUUCUUGUCCGGACAGACCGUGGCCCCGAGGCUGGCCAAUCUCGUGGACCUGGCAAUGAAGCUUUUACCGAUUGGGUUCAUGGCAUGGAACCCGUUUCCACUGGACGCCUGCUCCCUAUGGACAGCCCUGUGAGCUUCAUGAACGCGAUUAUGCAGGCCAUUGGAGGCCAAGGUACUCCAGGCUUUGGCGUUAUCACACGCCCAGACGGAAUUCAUGUUCAUGUUGACAGACGAGCUAUUCUGCCCAACCGUAUUCAAGAUAUUUUUGGGCUUGGUAGGCCGCAAGCACCCCCAUCUCGCACUCGGGAUGAUCCGUCUCAAGCUGUGAGCUUUGCGUUAGCAACGACUAGAAGUCGCUGGCAGGAAGAGGCCCGUAUAUUGUUUAGCAGCACAUACGUUGAAAAGACGCAGCGUGUUGUCAACUCGUUGCUGAAGAUACUGGUUCCUCCUGCUAUUGAAGAAGAGAAGGAGCGAGAGAAGAAGAUGGCAGAGGAGCUUAAGCGACGAGAGGAAGAAUUAGCUGAAAGGGAACGUCAGGAACGUAUUGCUCAGGAAGAAGAAGAAAAAGAGCAGAAGCGGAAAGAAGAGGAAGAAAAUGCUAGGCGACAGCAAGAAAGGGAGCAUGAAGAAACUGAAAGGCAAGCCUCGGGUGUUAUUUCUGAGCCCAUGGACGAUGUGCAGCCGACAGAUACCCAAGCUGAAGCUGCAACACUAUCAGCCCAAGCAGAAACGGGGCCGUCUGAACCUCAACCUCGGGUGCAUACUACUAUUAGAGGUCGCGAACUUGACAUUACUGGAAUGGAAAUCGACCCUGAGUACCUUGAGGCCCUGCCCGAGGAGCUUAGAGAAGAAGUAAUCAUGCAACAACUUGCAGAGCAACGCUCCCAGGCUGCUGCAGCUGGCGAAGAGCCCAGUGAGAUUAACCCGGAGUUCCUGGAAGCCUUGCCCCCAGAGAUUCGGGAAGAGCUAUUACAGCAGGAAGCUGCCGACCGUCGCCGUCGGGAGCGAGAAAGUGCACGCAGACAAACAACCACUAGUGGCGCUCCUCCACGCGCCGAAGACAUGGAUGCCGCUAGUUUCCUUGCCACCCUGGACCCUUCAUUGCGACAAGCCGUACUUGCUGACCAACCUGAGGAGAUACUAGCAACGCUGGGGCCAGAAUUUGUCACCGAAGCACGAGCUCUCCCUGGAAGGCGCUUGACCCAGUUUGGUGACAUUGCUAGAGUUGAUCAUCGGCAAAGAAAUGAGCCAACCGACGAACAAGAGCCGAAGAAGCAACAGCGGCGUCAGAUCGUCCAAAUGCUUGACAAAGCCGGUGUUGCUACGUUGCUCCGCCUUAUGUUUAUGCCACUUCAGGGCAAUGCACGCCAUCAGUUGAAUGACAUUCUGCAUAACGUUUGUGAAAACCGCCAGAAUCGAGUUGAAGUGAUAAGUCUUCUGCUUUCUGUCUUGCAGGACGGAAGCUCAGAUGUUUCUGCAAUCGAGCGCAGUUUUGCUCAACUUUCGCUCCGGGCCAAACCUUCCGCGAUCCAGAAGACCCCGCAGUCUGUCAAGCGCAAUCUGGCCUUCCAAACCUCUUCAAGUGUUAGCAAUGAAGUGACCCCAGUAAUGGUGGUGCAACAAUGUCUCGGGACUCUUUCGUUCCUGUCUCAGUACAACCCUCAUAUCUCCUGGUUUUUCUUGACUGAGCAUGAUCCUUCAUCUACAUUGAAGUUGAAGGCCUUCCGCAAAGGUAAGGGUAAGGAAAACAAGGCCAAUAAGUUCGCGCUUAAUGCGCUCCUUACUCUCCUUGAUCGAAAAUUGAUAAUGGAAAGCCCGAAUUGCAUGGAGCAGCUUUCUAGCCUCCUCAGCAGCAUCACACAGCCACUCACCCUGCUACUUCGUCGUGAGAAGGAGAAGCAAGAUGAAGAAGACAAGGGCAAAAAGCCUGAGACAGCACAGGAUGAUAGGCCGGCUGAGGAGCAGCAACAGGAACUACAGGAGCAACCGUCCGAUGCUGCAGAACCUACAUCUGCUACAGAUACAACGAUGACAGAUGCUCCUCUGCCCAGUGUAGAGAACGCCGAAGCACAAAGCACAACGGCGCAGCCCGAGGAGGGCAUAUCAGCAGAAACCUCUAAAUCAGAGACAGGAAAGGGCUCGAGCGAAGAGGAGAAACAUAAAAAGAAGUCUAUAGAACCUCCUGUUGUUCCAGACCACAAUCUGCAGCUUGUUGUCCACAUACUUGCCGCUCGCGAGUGCAACGGGAAAACCUUUAGGGAAACGCUCUCGACAAUUAACAAUCUUUCAGCCAUCCCUAAAGCCAGGGAUGUAAUUGGUAAUGAAUUAGUCCAUCAGGCGCAGGACUUGAGCACUACUAUCUUAACGGACCUGGAUGAAUUAUUGUCUCAUAUUAAUCAAGCCCGGACUGGCACCGACAUGCAGGGCCUUGCUCUGGCUAAAUUCUCGCCAGCUAGCUCUGACCAAGCGAAAUUGUUACGUGUGUUGACGGCACUUGACUACUUGUUUGAUCCCAGCCGAUCGGAGAAGGCCAAGGGAGGUGAUUCCGAGCAGGCAGCUAAGGAAGACGUCCUACAGACCUUGUACGAAAGUUCUACAUUCGGUCCUCUGUGGACAAGACUGAGUGAAUGCUUGACACUUAUACGGCAGAAGGAGAAUAUGCUGAAUGUCGCAACAAUCCUCUUGCCCCUGAUCGAAGCAUUGAUGGUCGUCUGCAAGAACACCUCGCUGAAAGAGACUUCUCUUUCUCGGAACACUCGAGAGCUGUCUGUCGGCGCUGGUUUGAAUAUGGAGGGUCUCUUCUUCAAGUUCACAGAGGAACAUCGCAAGAUACUAAACGAACUUGUUCGUCAAAACCCAAGGUUGAUGAGCGGCACUUUCUCCUUACUUGUCAAGAAUCCGAAGGUCUUGGAGUUCGAUAACAAGCGCAAUUACUUCACCCGUCGUAUCCAUUCCCGUGGUGCAGAGCCUCGUCAUCCUCACCCUCCCCUUCAACUCUCUGUCAGGAGAGAUCAAGUGUUCCUUGACUCGUUCAAAUCCCUAUACUUCAAGACGGCAGAUGAGCUGAAGUACGGCAAAUUGAAUGUGCGCUUCCACGGUGAAGAGGGUGUUGACGCGGGAGGCGUGACCAGAGAAUGGUUCCAAGUUCUCGCACGCGGCAUGUUCAACCCGAACUAUGCCUUGUUUAUUCCUGUUGCUGCCGACCGGACCACCUUCCACCCUAAUCGCCUAAGCGGUGUCAACUCGGAGCAUCUUAUGUUCUUUAAGUUCAUUGGACGAAUCAUUGGCAAGGCUCUGUACGAAGGCCGGGUGCUCGAUUGCCACUUCAGCCGCGCUGUCUACAAGUGUAUUCUUGGACGUUCGGUAUCUAUCAAGGAUAUGGAGACACUUGAUCUCGACUACUACAAAUCUCUCCUCUGGAUGCUCGAGAACGAUAUCACUGACAUUAUCACCGAAACUUUCGCCGUGGAGACUGAUGACUUUGGUGAGAAGCAAGUGAUUGAUCUUAUAGAAAAUGGAAGCAACAUUCCGGUCACUCAAGAAAACAAGGAGGAGUACGUGCAGCGUGUCGUGGAUUAUCGUCUCGUGCGAUCGGUCAAGGAGCAGCUCGACAAUUUCCUCAAAGGGUUCCAUGAGAUCAUCCCAGCAGAUCUGAUCUCGAUUUUCAACGAGCAAGAACUUGAGUUGUUGAUUUCCGGUCUUCCCGAGAUUGAUGUGGACGACUGGAAGGCCAAUACCGAGUAUCAUAACUAUUCGGCCUCGUCGCCUCAAAUCCAAUGGUUCUGGCGUGCCGUUCGCUCAUUUGACAAAGAAGAGCGGGCUAAGCUGCUGCAAUUUGUCACCGGAACAAGUAAGGUGCCACUCAAUGGUUUCAAGGAGCUUGAAGGUAUGAAUGGAGUUAGUCGAUUCAACAUUCAUCGCGAUUAUGGCAAUAAGGAUCGCCUCCCAAGCGCGCACACAUGUUUCAACCAGCUUGAUCUCCCGGAAUACGAAAGUUAUGAGACUCUGAGACAACGGCUGUAUACUGCCAUGACAGCUGGUAGCGAAUACUUCGGGUUCGCAUAG